GCUGGACCCGUUGGACUCGAUGAACCCGACCACCCCCCCUCCACCUCCCGGUUAACCGAGCAACAGUAGCCGUUAAGCUAACCGCGUUUACGGGUUAACAGUUGACCACCUGCGCGCGAGGUUGAGCUCGGAUUGUGUUGACCAGACAUUUGCAUUUCAUCGAUGUUUCAUCAUCCACGCCGGGGGGGUAGAUGUGCCUUCAGAGAGCCGAGCUACGUGGCGCCAUAGCUGUUGUAGGCUAUGAGUGUGGGUGAUGGAGGACAGUCAAUGUGGGGACUUGGACCACCUGAUCCAAGAUGAGUUUACCCUGAUCGAAGGAGUUAGCAACUCGGUCUUAUUGGUCGUGGUGCUAACUAUCAGCUUCCUCGCAGGCCUCCUCACUUUGCUCUGCAGACAAGAGCAGCAGAACAUUCACCCUGAGAAUCAGGAGCACGUUCGAGCCGUCCGACAACAGCUCCAAACCGAGCAGGAUGAAAACUCUCAGGCAGAGGACAGGCAGCAGUAUUACACAGACAUGUCUUGUCCUGUGUGUUUGCAGCAGGCAGUUCUGCCUGUGGAAACCAAUUGCGGACAUCUUUUCUGCGGAUCUUGCAUUAUAGCCUACUGGAGGUAUGGCACAUGGCUCGGUGCUAUUAACUGCCCCAUAUGCAGACAAAUGGUAACUUUGCUGUUCCCGCUGUUCCACGAGCACACCAAUCCUCAAAGGGUCCAGGACGGGGGGGCCGAGCCUCAGCUGAUCCUCACAGACGUUAACGAUUACAACCGCAGGUUCUCAGGCCAGCCAAGAUCUUUUAUGGACAGGCUGCGAGAUGUGCCCACCCUGCUUCGUCAUGCCUUCAGGGAGAUGUUCUCCGUGGGCGGCCUCUUCUGGAUGUUCAGGAUUCGAAUUCUCCUCUGCCUUGUGGGAGCAAUCACCUACCUGGCCUCGCCGCUCGACAUCAUCCCCGAGGCCCUGUUUGGUCUGCUGGGAUUUAUGGACGACUUCUUUGUGAUCCUGCUUCUGUUCGUGUACAUCUCUAUCAUGUACAGAGAGGUGGUUACACAGAGGCUGAAUGGCUAGAGGUUCACACACAAGAGGACUCUGCUCGCUCGUCUCGGGCUCGGGAGGAGUGAACACGCCAUCGGGGGUGGAUGGUUUAAGACUGACUUGAAGAACACAAGUCAAUCAAUAAUGCCGGAUCUCUCGGGAGGUUUACGUUGAAUCCCGAGUUCUCAGUUCAUCACUAACGUGGGGUCAGCAAAGGAAAUGAGGUGUGAAUGUUCACUCUGUAGAUGGCACUCACCAUUAACAGUUCGUAGAUUGAAUUACAUCAUGAGGAACGACAAUACAUUAUGAGACCUAUUAGACUCACUCUGCAGUAGUCCGGGACAUCGUUUUAGUCCAUUCAAUGACUUGAGGGGCUCCCUGUCCAGUCGAUUUUGACAGCAUUGGCAGUUAUUUGGUUUAUGUGCAUGAACAUAACGAAGACAACUGUGUAACAACGUGGUGUUGAAUGUCCUGUAUUAUUUGCAGUAUCUUCAUUCUAUGCAUUUAAAGUUGGCUGUCAUGCAUUGAGAUUGUUGAGCGUAGAAGCAACUUGCUGUGGCUGUCUCAGCCUGUUGGGUCCAUUAAACUGAGGGUGCAUUUAUUUAAGUUAUUGGUGACUAUGCAUAUUCAUAAUGACAACAAAGAAGGAGCUUUUCAUGCCUGUGAGAAAAUCCCUUAAUCAUUCUGCUUCCGACAGUUUACAUUUAUUGCUCAGAUCUAAAUGUGUUCUUAUAAUCUGAGGAUUCACAUGACAAUCAGACCUAGAAAUGAAAAGUAGUUUUCACAAUCGAAAGAAGGUGUGAGGGAAUAAUUAUAGGUCCUGUUGAAUGUGAGCUUACUUUGCCACUUUAAGAUAAUUGUUUAUGUCUUCUGUACAGAAUAUACAGGCUGAGUCUUAGAUGAACAGCUUCUUCAUUUGUGACCUGUUGGUAAAUUAAAAAUAUAAUUAAUACUUCAAAAUUAAAUUAAAGAGCAAUAUGUGAGUCA
Molecule: messenger RNA, 2014 nt
Organism: Gasterosteus aculeatus aculeatus (three-spined stickleback)
Lineage: Eukaryota; Metazoa; Chordata; Actinopteri; Perciformes; Gasterosteidae
Source: RefSeq, a predicted model, not a curated record